Molecule: messenger RNA, 1614 nt
Organism: Stegastes partitus (bicolor damselfish)
Lineage: Eukaryota; Metazoa; Chordata; Actinopteri; Pomacentridae
Gene: snapc1b
Product: small nuclear RNA activating complex, polypeptide 1b
Exons: 11
Coding region: 36-1079 (347 amino acids)
Biological process (GO): snRNA transcription by RNA polymerase II; snRNA transcription by RNA polymerase III
Cellular component (GO): snRNA-activating protein complex
Molecular function (GO): sequence-specific DNA binding
Source: RefSeq, a predicted model, not a curated record
UGUGUUCUGUGAGGGUGAGUUUGUGGAGCAGCGACAUGGAUUUCUGCCGGAAACAGGUGAAGACGGACUGCGAGCUGCUGCUGAGCCGCUUCCAGCAAACAGAGUCCGUCCGCUUCGAGGUGUUCUCUGGCAUCUGGAGGGACAUGAGCUUCUCACACAUCUUCUACGGAACUUUAAGCCACGAGAAAAGAACGUUCAGUCGCCUGGUCCUGGACGUGGCCGGCAGCUUCUUCCUGCCGCCCUUCAGCUUCCAGAUCCGAGUGGGAGGACUCUACCUGCUGUACAGUUUGUAUCACAGCCAGACGGCCGCGCCCUCUGAGCAGAUCCGCCUGGCGCUGAAGGACUGGGAGGACGUGAAGAAGUUUGAGAAAGACGCCGUGGACGCUCAGCACCUCGACGCCGUCUACAUCCUCCGACAGCUGAUGUUCUGCAAAGCUUUCCAUUUCACUGCCAUGCCGACGCCGCUCGUCUACAGGAAGAAGAGGAAAGCUGAGAGGUCAGCGCUAUGCGAGGCGUUCAUGGAACGAGCGUCUCGUCCUCAGGAGCUGAUCAACGUGGAGUUUCUGGAGGAGCUGAGCAACAUUCACGAGCUCUACGAGAAGCUGAAGACGUCCGUCGCGUCUCCAGCAUCGGAGCCGUCCGUCCACCUGAUCCGGAAAAACCUCGUCCCUCGGCUUCGCAGCGCCGUCGUGGACUUCUACAAGUGGCAGCACAGGAAGGACAGCGCCGAUGAAGAUGACGACGCUGGUGAAGGAACGUCGUCUCAGCAGGAGUGCUCCAGAAGAGCCCAACUUCUGGCCUCCAUCAAAUCAAAGGCGUACGGAGAAGCAGCAGAGGCCUCCAAGUCCAGGCGUCAUCGUCAGGUGGAGGUGGAUUUCACCUGCGAUGAAUCCGGCCCCGCCCCCACGGCGGCUCGCUCCAGGGCCAGCAAACCGUCACUCAAAGCCAGAACCAAUGAGAACGUCCGGAUCUCAGGCGACGUUUGGAAGGAAGCCGAGGAGACGACGCUGAUCAACCGUCUGGCCGUGCUGGACUCUGAAGAAAAAAGAAAACGGUUCAAAAGGUUCAAGUGGUCAUGAAGAAAAUGCAGAAGAAAGAACCUGCUGCUCAGACGUUUUGCUGAUGUUUUACUGCCUUGUUUCCUUCUUUCAGACUUUCACUGGAAAUGUUUUUACAUUUUUUACAUGCGUUCAUUCGUUUUUUAAAACUGAAGCAUUCAGACUGUUGUGUUUCGAGUAAAACUAUGUAAUAAGCGUUCACUGUUUUAUAGAGAAGCUGUGUUUUUGUCCGUCUUUUUCUUCUAUUAUAUGUCAGAUGUUUGAAGAACCUGCUUUUCCUCUUCUGCCAUUUUGGUGAAAGUAGUUUAGUCUAUUUUAAAUGUAUUUAUGAUGCAAUUUUUGCUUCAACUUGCAUUUACUGUUAUUUUCUGCUUUUUUAGUAACACCAUUUGUCAGAAAGAUAAAAGCUUAUAAAGUUAAAUAUGCUUACUUUCUAAUUCCUGGUCUCAUAAUUUAUUCAUUUUUGAUGAGCUGACCUCCUCAAAACAGAUAAAUUUAAAGAACAGGACGAAGGAGUGAGAACUUUUUAUUUGUUGGAAUAAACAUCUUAACUGGU